AUGUCGAGCUCUUCGAAUUCCCAGCCCAACAUGGAUGAGGACGAGCGGCCCAAGGUUGACGUGGAAUUGCAUGCGUCCAGCUUCGAUUCAAUAUCUUUGUACACUCACCGCGCAGACCGUAAGACAGUCACCAAGUCUGGGAGUAAUUGGGGUUCCGAGGAAACAGAGCUAUUUCGUAUUUGCUACAAAGGCACUAGAGACCCUCGCUGGCCCAAUUCACCGCCCUCGUCGCCACUGUCUAACAACUCCUUGUGGGCUGAAUUUGUCAAAAACACCGACAGGAUUCUCUAUCGAACCAACAAAGAGAUAAGGUCACACUUCAGAGACUUAUCCAGAUUCUUCCUUGCGCUGGCCAACCUCCUUCGUCCUUCGGUAGCUUCAACCUCAACACGAUCAUCAGAACGCACCUUGAAAGCAAGGCAACUGCCAGACCAGGCCUCGAAGCAAUCAGUCCACGAGUGCAUCGGCUCGUCGUCCCCGACUCAACCCUCGUCGCAGGAAUCGGCGUAUGACCCGGCGUUAAAUGCAAACGACGAUGACUUGGACGAGGAACGAGAGCGGAAGCAAGCUGAGGUCGCAUCGUCUAGUCUGGCCGCGGAAUUCAUCUCCUUGGUCAUCGAUGUCUUCUUGGAUCAACCCAUUUCUUUAAAGAAGCGGCUUGCAUUUCGGGAAUCACCAACCAAGUUCAUUCUUGCCAAUCAAAAUACGGUGAAAAGCAAAUGCUUCGAUGACGGCUCCAUUAUCUGGCACGAAUUUGAUACUGUGUCCCAGCAGUGGACAUUAGGCAAACAUGUUUGUAGCGUGGAGACUAAACCUAGCUUCAUCCAGAGCGACGAGGAAGGGAAAGGAAAGAUAUCGGCAGAGAUGAUCCCACAGUACGCUUGUGAACUGAUUGGGGCUGUUACGCAGCGAACGAAGGAUGAGCCUCUGAAGAUGAACGUCAGCCGGUGGCAGCCUUUGAUCGUAACACACUCGUGUUACAUGACUAUUCUGUCGACAACGUUUUACCCUACGUAUCUUGAAUACAUCAUGGGCACCAGCAAUGAACCCGAUGUCGAUCCUCCAUUUUUGGAAAUCUAUUGUACGAAAACACAUAAUCUUAAAACGUCGGUGGGUCGUAAAAACGCGGCCGAGGAUCUUCUUAUACUUUGUGAGAAACUACGGGCAGAUGAUAGGGGUGGGGAAGUGGGGGACGAAGAGAGUGAUAAAGAAGAAAGUGAUGGAGGAGAUUAG
Molecule: messenger RNA, 1233 nt
Organism: Mollisia scopiformis
Lineage: Eukaryota; Fungi; Ascomycota; Leotiomycetes; Helotiales; Mollisiaceae
Exons: 2
Coding region: 1-1233 (410 amino acids)
Source: RefSeq, a predicted model, not a curated record